This is a messenger RNA of Ictalurus punctatus (channel catfish), 1613 nucleotides long. It is a transcript of the gene mecr, whose product is annotated as mitochondrial trans-2-enoyl-CoA reductase. Gene Ontology annotation, biological process: fatty acid metabolic process. NCBI's taxonomy places the organism in Eukaryota, Metazoa, Chordata, Actinopteri, Siluriformes, Ictaluridae. The record is from RefSeq and is a predicted model, not a curated record. The transcript is spliced from 10 exons. Gene Ontology annotation, molecular function: trans-2-enoyl-CoA reductase (NADPH) activity. Gene Ontology annotation, cellular component: mitochondrion. The coding region runs from base 144 to 1310 and encodes 388 amino acids.
GAAGAAGAUGAAGACGCGCCAUAGAAUUGCGCAACAACAUGGGCUCCUAGUGUGUAUAACGUUUGUGUUGACGGUUCAGACUGCGGAUAAUAUGCAAAGAUGCAAUCAUCGCAGUUGUCCUAGUUACGGAGCUCCGCAGUAGGAUGGAGGUGUGGCGCCUUCUGCCGGUUUUGUCCCGGAAAUUGUCGCUUCAUGGUUCGUCGUGUGGAGGAGAUUUAGUCACUAGAUCCCGGAUUCGCUCUUGUGGUGUGACUGUGAUACAGGGCAACAUUUCUCGCUCUUACUUUUCAACAGGGCCACCAGUCACAGAGAGCACUGCGCUAGUGUACAGGAGUCACGGAGUUCCAUCACAAGUCGUUCAGUUGGAGACUCAUAAGCUUCCUGCCCUGGAAGCUAAAAGUGCCCUUGUGAAAAUGCUUGCAGCUCCCAUCAACCCCUCGGAUAUAAACAUGAUCCAAGGAACCUACGCUAUACUGCCUGAUCUUCCAGCUGUAGGUGGCAAUGAGGGAGUGGGUCAGGUCUUAGAAGUGGGCAGCCAGGUCCAAACUGUCAAAGUGGGUGAUUGGGUCAUUCCUAGAGAUGCUGGUCUUGGCACAUGGCGGACUGCUGCUGUUUUCAGUGAGGAUGAUUUGGUGACUGUGCCCAGUGAUAUCUCUGUCCUUUCAGCAGCCAGCCUAGGAGUCAACCCUUGCACCGCAUUCCGAAUGCUCUCUGAUUUUGAGAGUCUCAUGCCUGGAGACACAGUCAUCCAGAAUGCAGCGAACAGUGGAGUUGGACAGGCUGUGAUCCAGAUAGCUGCAGCAAAGGGUAUCCAUACAAUUAGUGUAGUCAGAGACAGGCCAGACCUGCAACAGCUGACUGACAGACUAAAAGCAAUUGGAGCCACAUAUGUGAUUAAAGAGGAGACAUUAAGAAAGCCAGAAAUGAAGGACAUCUUUAAGGUUUGUCCUCGACCUAAACUGGCCCUUAAUGGUGUGGGAGGGAAAAGUGCCACGGAGCUUCUUCGGCAUUUACAGACUGGGGGCACCAUGCUGACAUAUGGCGGAAUGGCCAAGCAGCCAGUUACUGUGCCUGUGGGUGCUCUCAUCUUCAAGGACGUAAAAGUACGAGGAUUUUGGGUCACUCAGUGGAAAAGAGACCAUAAGCAUGAUGAGGCGUUGCGUGUCAUGUUGGAAGAGCUGUGUACCCUGAUCCGUGCUGGAAAGCUGUCAGCUCCACCCUGCACUGAAGUGGGCAUGAAGGACUUCCACAAAGCUCUGGACAAUGCCAUGAAACCAUACAUCUCAUCUAAACAAAUUCUGGUCAUGUGAGCCCACACAAAUUCAGGUUUCCACAAUAGCAAUUAACAAGUAAUUAUUACACUAGGCCCAUGUGCACAAAUUUUACUUUUUAACAUUAAAAUCCAAUAAGCGCUAUCCAUUUAUGUAAUCCUCAAGAAAUAUUUCACAUUAGUUGAAGCCUCAAUACUUCGUAUUAUUUCACAAUUUCAUUUUUUGCAUAUCGCCAGGUUUAGAAAUAGGUUUGGGAGGAUGAAUCCUUUUUUUUCUAAUGUAUGCAUUAAUAAAUGGAAAUGUGAAAUUGGUUCAUAGCUCAUUAAAAAGGUUUUCAAAUAA